AUGGCCACUGUUUUUCGAAUAGAUUUCGUAGAUAAAUAUAAUGACGAUAUUUGGCUUGUCAAAUUAUUGUUGAGCUCAGAAGACAACAAGUUAUUAAAAGAACUUGACACUUACCUGAAGGCAGAAAUUAAAACAAAUACUACAGAGGUUGAUCUGGGACAUUUUUUAUUAGCGAUGCAUGAGUACGAUCGAGCAAGUCACUAUUGUAAAUUGGUACUUGAUGAUCUUCCAGCCAAUCACGAUUUGACUUGUCGUUGUUACAAUAUUAUUGGUGAAUGUUAUUUAUGGAAGGAAAACUAUGAUUUAGCGCAAAAAAACUACGAAAUGGCUCUAAAACAUUGUGAUCUCGCAUCCGCUGCUGUGACCUACAACAAUCUUGGACUUGUUUAUAAACGAAAAGGGUCCUGGACUUUAUCGUAUCAGUAUUUUGAAAAAUCGCUCGAAAUAUACUCGAUUACUCGCAAGCCGGAUGAUCCUUUGAUUGCAACCACAUUAAAUAAUUUAUCACAUAUUCUACUUCAUACAGAAACGUAUGAUAAAGCAUUGUCGAACUUGGACAAAGUGCUUGACAUUCGAUUAAAACAGUUGCCGCUGGCCCAUCCUUUAGUUGGUGCAACAUACUCUCUUCUAGGUGAUGCGUAUCUUUGGAAUGGUGAUUACAAAACAGCAAUGUAUAAUUAUGACAAACCUCAACCAUCCAUCUUAGUCAGUCUUACUCAGCCUGCAAAGGACAACUAUGAAAUGGCAAUAAAAUGCUACAGUAAAAGUAUCGAACUUAAACUGCUCUCAGACUCAGGCGAUUUUAACAAUCUUUCAACUCUCCACAAUAACAUGGGAGCAACAUACAACAGAUUAGGUGUUUAUGAAAUGGCAUUGAGCUGUUUCGAGAAGACAGAUGAAAUUAACAAGAAAAUUACUCCAAUAAAACAUCUAAACAUUGCCGCAUGUCGCUUGAAUGUGGGUAGGGCUUAUGCUAUCAAAUUUGAUAAUGAUUCGGCUCGACAGAAUUACUAUCAGGCACUUCAUACUUUUGAAACGUGCUCAGAAACGGAUACUAAUCGGUUACUGGCGAUAACAUACUUUUAUGUAGCUGAACUCGACGAACUGGAAAACGAUCAUGCAAAUGCAUUGAAAAAUUAUUAUCUAGCAAAAGAACUUGGAUUCAAAUCUUUGCCAUCUACUCAUUCGAGCCUGUUACGAUAUAUCAAUGGUGUUGAAAGAAUGAUACCGCAUUUGUUGAAGGAGACGAAUCAGCUUGAAAAAUCAACGACUUAG
Didymodactylos carnosus is the source of this 1275-nucleotide messenger RNA. The record is from the annotation of a GenBank genome assembly. Lineage: Eukaryota; Metazoa; Rotifera; Eurotatoria; Philodinida; Philodinidae.